CUGUGAAUCCACCAAGUGGUACUAGAGUAAAAUGUCACGCAGGCAUAACAGCGAAUAAACUAUCUCUAUUCGCUAAAAAUACAUUUUGUUGAUAAUAUUGUUUGUCAAAAGUGAGAAAUAUUCUCUUUGAGGAGAUGCAGUGCAAUGUUUGAUCAGGCAUUUAAAUUUUACAAAGCAAGAAAUCCACCCCCAAGUUUUGAAAACGUGAUAGAUCUUUGUAAACACGACGGAAACGGACUAGAUUCGCGGUUAAAGGACAUUUCCAGUUCUAUAGCUCAGAAUGUAAGCUUUCCCGGGAUCAUCAACAGUAGCUCCUGGCGUGUAUUCGAGUUAGUUGGCCGACCUGGCCUUCUAUUUAUCAGCAAUCCGUUUACGAAACGUGCUCAGCGGUAUUGGAUACGACGGAGUUUGUGUGACUAUCCACAGACUCCCAACCGCACCAACAUCCCAAACAGUGUUUUCGAGAAAUAUUCUGAUGGCCACGAGACGCAGUUCGAUUGGUGGAAUGUCGCGCAAUCCAUUGAAGAACCAACUGAGCGGAAUAAAUUCCUGAAAAGUCUUCGGUGGACAACUUUGGGAUAUCACUAUGAUUGGACGAAUAAAGUCUACGACGAUGCAGCAAGGGCAGAGUUUCCGGCUGAUUUGGCCAGCAUGUGCCACCAUUUUGCCGCGGUACUUGGUUUUCAGCAGUUUCAUCCGCAGGCGGCUAUAGUGAAUUACUACCCGGUUGGGAGUACUCUGGCGGGGCAUACCGACCAUUCCGAAAGGAACCUAGAGGCUCCGCUGUUUUCGUUCAGUUUCGGCCAACCGGCAGUCUUCCUGAUUGGCGGCCCCAGCAAGGACGAACGCCCGGAUGCAUUGCUUUUGCGGAGUGGUGACGUUAUCGUUAUGACCAGAGCUAGCCGCCUGUGCUAUCAUGCGGUGCCGAGAGUUUUUCCCGAUAGUGCCGAGCUGGUGCAACAGCUUUGGGCAGAGGAGCAAGAACAGCAAGAAGGACAAUCAUCAUUAGGGGGACCGGAAGUUCAAACUAUCGUGUGCAGUAGUAGCCCCAUUUCGACGACCGCCGUUUGGAACGAUUGCCGGUCGACGGGUUCGUCACAGCGUCAUCACUUCGUUGAUUACAUUAGUAAUAGCCGAAUCAACAUCAAUAUUAGGCAAGUUUUAAAUGAGGGAGAAAAUCAUCUGUAAGUGAGAGCCGUCUAGAGGGUUAAGGAUUUAAUGUGGCAUCAAAUUUUUAAAUUUCCUGCUAAAUGGGGAAAGUUUGUUGGAAAAUAGA
Topomyia yanbarensis is the source of this 1276-nucleotide messenger RNA. It is a transcript of the gene AlkB, whose product is annotated as nucleic acid dioxygenase ALKBH1. Gene Ontology annotation, molecular function: oxidative RNA demethylase activity; broad specificity oxidative DNA demethylase activity; ferrous iron binding. Gene Ontology annotation, biological process: oxidative RNA demethylation. Lineage: Eukaryota; Metazoa; Arthropoda; Insecta; Diptera; Culicidae. Gene Ontology annotation, cellular component: cytoplasm; nucleus. Bases 145 to 1188 code for a protein of 347 amino acids. The record is from RefSeq and is a predicted model, not a curated record. The transcript is spliced from 3 exons.